CCUAGCCUACGGCUUCGAGAUCAACAGGGUAUUGCUGCUGGACUGUCUAUGGGCGGACAGCGGACUCCAACAACCUUAAAUACCGCUGCUUGGGGCACAAUCCUAUGACCCAGAAAUAGCUCACAACACAGACCUCUCUGCAUCUCUUCUUCCCUUCCAAGCUCCACCAGCCUUUUUCUUGGAACUCAAUCAGGCAAAGACAUGGCCGCCGAGAAGCACACCAUUGGCCUCGCCAUGGACUACUCGCCGUCCAGCAAGGCCGCCGCCAAGUGGGCGUUCGAUAACCUCGUGAAGGCCGGCGAUCGGAUCAUCCUGAUCCAUGUCCUCCCCAAAGGAACAGAUGCCAGCCACAAGGGGCUCUGGAAGAGCACCGGCUCACCUCUGAUCCCUCUGCUGGAGUUCAUGGAGAUGAACGUGCAGGCGAGGUACGGCGUCAAUCCUGACAAGGAGGUGCUGGAGAUCCUGCAAGCUGAAUCGAAGUCCAAGCAGGUAGAAGUACUGGCAAAAAUAUACUGGGGUGACGCAAGGGAGAAGCUUUGUGAGGCGGUAGAUGAUCUCAAGGUGGACUCCGUGGUGCUUGGUUGCAGGGGCUUAGGGCCCUUAAAAAGGGCACUCCUUGGAAGUGUCAGCAAUUAUGUAGUCAACAAUGCAACCUGCCCAGUUACGGUGGUGCGUGGACCAACUGGAUCAAAUGCUGCAUAAUGCUUCGUUAAAGAUAUCACUUCUGGAAUGAUAAGCUAGUCUGUGGGUCUGUUCGCGGUGCAGCUGUAUGCCUGUAUCUGAGAUGAUGCUGUCUAAGAGGAUAUUUGGCUCUGCCAGUUGGCCUUUUCAGAUUCUUCGUAAUAGUUGUCAUAGUGCAAUUUCAGUGCGUUUAUCUGUUACCUCCUACCCAUACAUUUCUGUCGUUUCUUAUAUACAGAGUAAAAAAAGCAUAUAACCUUGUUCAGUGGUGCA
Molecule: messenger RNA, 954 nt
Organism: Brachypodium distachyon (stiff brome)
Lineage: Eukaryota; Viridiplantae; Streptophyta; Magnoliopsida; Poales; Poaceae
Product: universal stress protein PHOS32
Exons: 4
Coding region: 202-702 (166 amino acids)
Source: RefSeq, a predicted model, not a curated record